AGAAUCGAAACAGCAUGGCCAUUCUGAAUAGUCGGCCUCCCUUCUCUCUACUUAAGUCAAAAUAGUUUGGUGACGGUGCGCUUAUUGUUAAGUUAUGCUAUCUAUUAUUCACGUCCCCCUCCUCCAUCCGUGUACUUCUGCUACGUGUGAUGUGCUGGUGUGUGCGUGAUUCGCCUAAGUUCGAGUGAUAUUAGUGUCCCGCUCGUGAUUCCUUGAUUAUAUUCCGGUCGAACCAUUCCGUAGUACUAGCUAGAGCUGUGGGUGUUGAGUGUCAUUGGUGCCACAAUCCGAAUGACGAUGAAGAUGAGCCCAAAGAAACGAAUUGAAUAACAAGAAACCGGGUCCAGAAGAAACGAACGAAACCCACUCUGAGCUGAGCACCACCCUGCUUGAGCAUCUCAAUACAAAGAAAUAUCCAUAAGAAGGUUGGUUCCCCUUGACUUUUUGUUGGCCCACGGAAUCAGGAUGAGUUUUAACCGUGACCGACGAGGCAGCUCCGAUGCCAAUGGGUCCCCGCUCAACUUCAAAACCAUUGGCACCGCUUCUCUUCAAAUCCAGGUUCGAAUGCCUGCUCAGCGAUCCACCUCAAUGAGAGAGGCGUCACAGUCAACCUCCGAUCGGACGCGGUCCUCAGGCUCGAGGUCGUCUCAACAAGGGGGGGUCUAUGUCUCCACGAGCUCCCUGGCACCACCCAAAAACGUCAGAUCGGCCCGUUCAUUGUCCCCGGCCGGAAAUCGAAAACCUUUGUCUCCGUCCUCCCAUCACAGACACGCCUUACCUACUCGGGCACCCACUCCACCCCGGGAUGCCCGGGAUGCCCCAGAUCGCCCUUUGGCGCCACCCUCGUCGCCCAACAUUGAAAGUCGCCGGAGGAUGCUUUUGAGCAACAGCGCCACUCAUUCGGCGCCAGCCACGCCGCUCCCUCCGAGGUCGCCCAAGAUUCAGAUAUCCUCCGCUCGGACGGACAAAAAUGAGUUUUUCAAGCCGAAAUUGGAGCAUCCUGAGAUCGUGAUCCCUCGCCGGGUGUCUCGCACAGCCUUGUCCCGAACUCCCUCCCCGAGUCCGAGUCGGAAUCAGUCAUUAAAGUUGGCCACCCGUUUGUCUCAACAAGUCAUUGAUGUGGCUGGAGCCGGGGCGAGCGGCAUCCGCUUGUCCAAUUUGACUCCACCAACCACCAAGAAGUACGGCACGUCCUCCAUGGCCAGUCUUGAUCGGUCGGACUCAAACAGCCCGCCUAACAACUCGAGAAAGGCCAAGCCCCAUUUCCGGUCUCCAUCCCCCAGUGGCCGGCCUUCGAAUCGAGCAUCUAUCCGGAGUCUGCCAGAUUCUGAUUCGAGUGGUGCUAAUCCUGGCGGUGCUGCCAGUGGGGGUGCAGGUGAAAGUGGUUCUAAGGAACAGAAUGCAAAAGGGGCUGCUACGAAUGCCUCCACUCCCGAGGGAACAACGCCAGUCACAACUCCCAAAAGCGGAGCUAUGAACAACGCAAGCAACAGCGAGCCAUCGAAAAAGACUGGAAAAAUGCCUCACAAAGGAGCCUCUUCAGAAUCGUUCAACAUCAAGGAAUUUCUCGAAACAGCCAAAGAGGAGUUCGAGGAGAAGUGGAAGAAUCCCAAGCGAAACACAGCAUGUUUGGAUGAUUUCGAGCGGUUAAAAACCCUGGGAACCGGUUCUUUUGGCCGGGUGAUGUUGGCAAAGCACAAAGAGAAAAAUACAUAUUAUGCCAUGAAAAUCCUAGACAAACAAAAGGUGGUCAAAUUGAAGCAGGUUGAACAUACUCUGAACGAGAAACGCAUCCUUCAAGCCAUCUCGUUUCCCUUCCUCGUCAACUUGGAGUUUCAUUUCAAGGACAAUAGUAAUUUAUACAUGGUUCUCGAGUUCAUAUCUGGUGGGGAGAUGUUCAGUCAUCUGCGAAGACUUGGAAAGUUUAGCGAGGUUCACUCCAGGUUUUACGCAGCUCAAAUUGUGCUGGCAUUUGAAUACCUUCAUUACCUAGAUCUUAUAUAUCGUGAUCUAAAGCCAGAAAAUCUACUCAUCGAUAGUCAGGGCUAUCUUAAGAUCACAGAUUUCGGUUUUGCCAAACGGGUCAAGGGAAGGACUUGGACCCUCUGUGGAACCCCCGAGUAUCUAGCGCCAGAAAUUAUCCUCAGCAAGGGUUAUAACAAGGCCGUGGAUUGGUGGGCCUUGGGCGUCCUUAUGUAUGAGAUGGCUGCUGGAUAUCCUCCAUUCUUUGCAGACCAACCGAUUCAAAUCUAUGAAAAAAUUGUGUCCGGACGGGUUCGGUUCCCAUCCCAUUUCAGCUCAGAACUGAGGGAUCUUCUUCGGUAUUUGCUACAAGUGGACUUGACCAAGCGAUACGGGAACCUCAAGAACGGCGUCAACGACAUUAAGAUCCAUAAAUGGUUCACAGCAACAGACUGGAUUGCCAUCUAUCAGAAGAAGAACGAAGCCCCUUUCAUUCCUAAAUGCAAGCACGAGGGAGACACGAGCAAUUUCGAUGAUUACGAGGAAGAACCACUCAGGAUUUCAUCCACCGAGAAGUGUUCCAAGGAAUUCAGUGACUUUUAAGUAUAAAGAUAGUACUCUCUCUCUCUCUCGCCCUCUCGUCCCCAUGUCCCAUACAAAUAAAACAAGAACAACCCGAAAAGUGCCACUAAAAUGAAGAAUCCAUGCCAUAACCUAUCGGAAGCCAACCCCUUCAAUCCAAUUCCCUGAUCACAUCCCGAAAUGCAAGCGAAAUGACUGGUCCUAGUAAAAACGAGGAAGAAACAUUCCGACAACAAAAUUUCAAAAAAUAUCUCUAGUCAUGGCUAUUACCAUCUUGUUCCCCUCUCUGUCCCGCUGGAAGGAUCAUUCGUGAUGUGAUAUUAAUCCUUCUCGAGCCUCCUUCCUACUAGGAAGAAUUCCCCUCCCACCCUCCACAUCACUAACUAUCCACAGUGCUUCCCUAGACUCAAAAAUAACUGAACUCUGGGCAUUUCCUCUGGAUCUUUCGAUGUCACGAGCCUUUUCUGGUGCCACAACAAUUCCUCCCCACCCAAUAGCUCCCCUCCAAUGGCAGAAAAAACCACAACCGACAACUCUGUCCCUUGAAAUGACGCUUUUCCCCGGGGACAAGGGGACAAAAUAGUCACCAUCAUUAUCAUUACCAUGAACAACAGCCGCCGCCUCCACCACUACUAUUUCAUCAGUCACCUCCCCAGACGCAGUGUCAAUGAGAGCUCUUUUUCAACUGAUUACCCAGGACGACAGACACCCUUUUCCUUUGGAGGAGUUCCCGCGACGGGUACUUCCUGUUCCAACCUCCUCCUUGUCCUCCUCCUCCUCCUCCUCCUCCUCCUCGUCCUCGUCCAACUGCAGUUAAGCCUCGGCCCCUAUGGCCCCCAUGGCCUCCAUCACCUCCAUCGCCUCCUCUUUCGAUGUGAUCCGACGUUUCUGUUGUUGUGAAAAAGACAAAUGUUUUGAACAAAGGCCAAUCAACAACACACCCUGUUUGUUUGUUUAUAUUUUUCCCGCUUUCCAUCCUUGUCUUACUUUGACCACGCCCCUUUCAAGGGAACACCCACCAUUGGAUUUUUGCAUUUUUCCUCAAGUAGAUUCCACAACCAAUGAGUCGCAAGAAAGAAAAAGAAAAAGCGUCUACUCGUGAAAAAAUGCGCCAAAUUGAAAUGAACUGAUUGAUCAUACUGACUACCCCUAAAACUCCCUCUUUCCCGCCCGCCCGCCCUUCCUGUGAACCAGUGGCGAAUCCUGUAUUUCAACAAUGUCAUGAACAAAAAAAACAACUAAGCGAGUUGUUAUUACUGCUACCACUACUUCUACUAUUACGUCUACUCCUAUCAUUAUAUUAUUAGUUGAUGAUUCUUUCAUUUUGUCUAUGAGAUAUAAAACAACACACACUGAUGGUGUCAAUGAACCUACAUCAGCAGCUGUAUGAGAUAUGAGAUUGAAUGUGAAACAAAUAAACAUAUUACACGUCAA
Tigriopus californicus is the source of this 3978-nucleotide messenger RNA. RefSeq names its product cAMP-dependent protein kinase catalytic subunit 1-like (gene Pka-C1). The transcript is spliced from 10 exons. The record is from RefSeq and is a predicted model, not a curated record. Gene Ontology annotation, cellular component: cAMP-dependent protein kinase complex; nucleus. Gene Ontology annotation, molecular function: cAMP-dependent protein kinase activity; ATP binding. NCBI's taxonomy places the organism in Eukaryota, Metazoa, Arthropoda, Copepoda, Harpacticoida, Harpacticidae. Bases 466 to 2565 code for a protein of 699 amino acids. Gene Ontology annotation, biological process: peptidyl-serine phosphorylation.